This is a messenger RNA of Necator americanus (New World hookworm), 453 nucleotides long. RefSeq lists its product as uncharacterized. NCBI's taxonomy places the organism in Eukaryota, Metazoa, Nematoda, Chromadorea, Rhabditida, Ancylostomatidae. The transcript is spliced from 3 exons. Bases 1 to 453 code for a protein of 150 amino acids. The record is from RefSeq and is a predicted model, not a curated record.
AUGACAUCGGAUACAACAGAGAGCCCAACCUUCGAAGUAGGAGAUACUGGUCCAGGACAACCAAGAAUGACGAGUCGGUCCCUCCCACCAAGGACCUGGUCCAAUGAGAUGCAGUACAUUUCGAGAUUCCAAAUGUUGACCCUACCAUUUGGUCGGUUGCUUCAUUUAUCGUACACACAUUACUGUACUGGAGGUCAGAAGCUAUUCACUCUUUAUACUACCGAGAACUGUAGUUUAUGCGGAUACUUUAAAAAACGACUGGAUGCUUAUCAUAAACGAACGAAACCGGACUGGAACUAUGUGGAGAAGGAUUUGAGGACGGCGUCAGCAGAGAUUUUUGAGAAAUAUAAACAUGACGUACCUGUACUGGUUUUCAACGACAACAUACUAUUGAAACAUAAAUUUAGUGGCAAUCGUCUGGAGGAACGACUGUCAGAUAUCUUCCCGAAGUAA